UGGGGCAUCCUGUCAAGUUAGCAGUAGGUGGUCAGGAGCUGGAAGGAGAAGCCGAAACCUUUUGGCUCCUUAGACAGGCGCCUCUCGCUCUUAUUUUGUCCGUCCGUGGGGGAGGGCGAACAGUUCGUGUGCAAGGGGGUGUCUCCUCACUGAUACACUUUGAACUUACAUCUGUUUACAAGUAGUUUUUAUUACCUGAGACCAUUAACUGGGUAACUCAUAAGUCUUACAAGAAAAUGCCUUGGAAAUCACAGUUUGUUAAUGUUUACUCUCCCAAACUAACACAUGGCACAAGGUGUCCCAGGAUCUGGCUUGACUCGGGAGGGAAAUAACCACUCCCCCCUUCUCCUCCGUGUGUGGGUCCUUUGUAAAAUGUUAUUUGGUAAACAGUCGCUUGUCCCAGUUGCACUUCUUUCUGUAACAGUGACUGUGUUGUAUUCCUCUUCCAUUUCAUCCUUUGAUUUUCUUGUCCAAAACGUUUUAAGAUUAUAUCAAAACAGAAUGAGAUCACUCUUGUCUUUUCUUUAGUGAAUUAUAGAAUAGCAGAUUUUAGGUUUACAUGUAACAGUGGGACUUUGUGAUUUUUACUUUUGCAACUGAGGGAGAUGGUACUGCUCAAUGGUUGGAGCAGGAGUCCAAUAGCAAGGAGACUUGGAUUCUAUUCUCCUUUUUGCUUCUGGCUUCCUGUAUGUCUGCAGGGAAACAAUUUGUUUUCCCCAUCUGUAAAAAUUGGGAUAAUUUACACUCCUUUGUAAAGUGCUUCGGCCUCUUAACAUUAUUUGUUGCUCUCUACAGUUAGAUUUUUUUUUCUCCCCAGGGAUCUAAAAUGUUUCGUAAGUGUCCAUUAAAGAUGUGGCUCUUUAUAAAUAGAUUAAUAUUUGGGUUUUAGUUCUUAUCUUCAAAUAUAGUAACUUCUGAUAUAUUUUAAUUGCCCUCUGGGAUUGCUUUAUAUGCUUUUUUUAUUUUGUUAAUUUCAAAUAAAACCUCCCCUGGCAACCUAUAAAGUUAUAAUAAUUAGUCCACAUAGUACAUUUAUGACCGAUUUAAUCCUAUAAAACAUAUUACAUAAUCUAAUAUCAUCUGAAUAUUUUUCUGGCAUUAUCUAACUGAUUAUAUCAGUUUUCUUUAUCCCUUAGAUUUGCCAGGGUUUAAAAAAAGAAGUGUGUUCAUAGGCUUCAUUCCAAGUUCUGUUUGAGUCUGUUAUCUGUUUAAUGGACGGGAGAGAGCGUAAAACAGAACAAAGCUAUCUUUGUCUUUUACAUGCUUGGCGUUCACAAUAAUUUUUUAUACUAACAAAGUACCUUGCAUUUGUAUAGCACAUUUCCGAUCAAUGGAUUCCAAAUCACUUUUUAAACAUAGGCCUCAAUCCUGCAUUCUAAUCCUCUAGCACAGGUCUUUGAAGCGUCCCAGUGAAUUAAAUGUGUCUCUGAAUUGCUGCAUGGGUUCCUGGUAGUAGAUUAAUGUGCAAGAUGGUGUUUUAAAUUGAUGUUUAGCCUAUAUAUAUAUGUAGGGACCACUUCAUCUAACACUGAAAGGGAUAUACAGCACAGAAACAUAAAAACCACAAAAGGAGAAUAGAACAUGCAUGACUGAUUAUCUAAAGAGUGAGUUGAAACAUAACCUGUCAAGAGAUGGGGGAAGGGAAUAAAGAGGCAACUAGGUAAAUGUAUGUUUAAUAAUUAACAGUUUUACUUCAGCAGGAAUGAACAUGCUGUGAAUGUCAGGAAAUAAACGUACUGUUUUUCAUGGGGCUGUCAGCAAACAUCAGCUCUUGCAGAAAAAGUAACCUGUUAUUAUGUUAGGUACACUUAAAGUUCAGAGAACUCUCACAUUGUAGGUUUCAAAUUUGUAUUUUGUUUUAUGUCUGUGGGUCUUCUUCUAAACCUAGUGUCGAGAGAGAGAUUUUCUUGAAACUUUUAUAAUAUUAAUGAAAAGUGAUCAUUUUAAAAUUUGGAUUGCCAUGUUUGCAACAAAAACAUUGUGAUAUUGUGGUAGUACAUCAGAAGAAAGUGAACCUGAAAUGUUAAUUGUCCAAGCAGAGGGAAAUUUAGAACCUGAAUAAAACAGAAUCUGUCAUGAGAAGCAAACUAGACUUGAAAAAUUCUUUAAAUUUUAGUAAUCUCUUUAGUAAUGUAACACUGUGACACAUUAGUAAAAGGAGCAAAGAAACUUAUUUUUCUUUUCAGGUUUUUUAACCUGACAGUGUUCCUUUAAAUCUCAUAUUUAAGAUAUACAGCAAAGAGAAAUAAUAAUUAAAAAUGUUAAUAUGUAGUCAGUGACCUAGAGCCCAAUUGGAAAGCAGUUAUUCUUAAUAUUUAUGAAAUAACUAACAUUAUAAAGCAAACAUUUCUAAACAUUUUAUAUACCCUACAAAUAUGAUUUAUAACUUAGGUGAUAUUAUCUUCUGAUGCUUUCUAUUCUGCACUCUGAAUUAUUGGCCAUCUGUGCUCUUUGUCAUUGAGAUUUUUAGAUGCUUUAAUUUAAAAUGUCAUGAUCUCUUUUUUCCUGUGAAGUUCCUCAUAGUUUUCAGAAGCAAAUCGCUAUAUCUCCGGAAAAUCUCUCAUUUCUCUUAGAUCCAUACACUUGGUCUCUUUCACUGUCUGAUGCUCCAGCCCUGCAUUUCCUGGUGCAUCAUUCCCCCACUUCUCUACUCCACUCUGUGUCUUUAGAAUAUAUUUCCUAAAUAUUUUGUGGGUAUCUUCUCCUCAGUUGCUUCUUGCAGGCGCACAGAUGAGCACAUAAACCUCACCAGUCUCCCACGCUAUUAUUUCCUCCUCAGUCUCUUAGACCAUCUGUUGCUCUCAACUGCCAUGGAACCUUCAGGCCCCAGAGUGCCAUCUGCUUCUUAAAGCCUCCUUUCUCCUCACAUAUUCAUCUGCUCUUUCAACCAGACUGGCUCCAGCAAAGCCUGGAUAACCGAAAGGAAGGCAUGUUAUAUCCCUUCCCAUAUAUCUUUCUCCCCCCCCCCCGCCCUUUUUGUUUAUUUAAGGACAUCUGCAUGAAAACAAGUUUCUUUUUUCUUAACAGUUCAUCUGUUCCUGCUGUUUGUUCCCCAUGUCAAGUAAUAAUACACUGUGAUAUCAGUCAUUUCCACAGCAACCAGUUGCGAUAUCACAGAGGAUGAUGACUUCAAAUUGGGGAAUAAACAGCGGGAACAGAUGGGCACUUAAGAAACAAAUACUUUGUUUUCAUGGAAAUGUCUUGAUAACAAAGAACAAGGGAAGAAAAGUGGAAUAUCUUUGAAAACUUGCCAUGAGGUCACAACUAACUCUUGCACCUUCUUCCUUCCUUCAAUUUCUUCAAUGGUCCUGGCAUUUGUGAAGUGGGACUUGAAGAGCUGGUCAAAAGGGCAAAGGUUUAGCAAACCUAGAUUAGUACCUUUGUACACCCAAUUAUUUCUCCCCACUUUUAAUGAACACUUUUGUGUUUAAUUUAACCUGAAAGCAACAGUGACUUCUGAGGUGCUUAUGGUGUUUCCUUCAUCUGAGCCCUGAAUCAAAUACAAAAAGGGUCUGGCCUGUUUUAUUUGAUUUUUCUUAAGUGUACUUCUCUGCCUAGCAUUUCUUUUAACAAGCUCAGGUGGUUGACUGAAGGUGGUAUCAUCUUGGAAUUUACUCUCAAACUUAUGAAUCUGUUCUAGUUAGAACAUAAGAGAUCCAGUUAUUAUGGAUUGAGCAAAUGUGCUUCUUACUCUAUGGGUAUCAAAUCCUGUCUCAGUUUAAUUUCAAAUGUAUAAAUAAUAAUGUUUGUACAAUACCAUAGGAGUCUGCAUGGUGCUUUACAGACAAAUAUAAGAUUGUCCCUCCCUGCUCCAAAGAGUUUAUUACAAACUAGGUUAAAUAAGACAUGUUGUGCCUCAGUGAGAGAUUACAACAGACAAGUGGGUAGGAAUGAGACAGUCUUGCACAGUACAUGCUAGUUAUUGUCUUAGCUUAUUAAUUAUGUUUGUAAUAUUUUUAUGUUUUUAAUUGAUGAAUUCCUAAUGGGGGAUUAGAUUAGAUCUGAAAGAGGGUACUGAAGAGAGACUUGGAGGAGGUGCAGUUACAGGGUCAGGAAGGUCUUUCUUUCCAGGAGUACGGGUCAGUAUUGGAGAAAGUACAAAGGCUUUUGUGGGAGAAAAGCUGAACAGGGUCACCUGACGGCUCAAGUGCGGAGAAGGAAGAUACUGGCAGAAACAGAACUAAUUACACCUUUUUGUUUAUCUGGUUUCUCUCUUGCAUUAUGACCAAAUCUGCUUUAAAAAGAACAUUAAAUCCAGGUCUGAAAAUUCAUGCUAUGGAUCCCCAAAUCUGUAGGAGUAAAUCCUUCCUCCAUCUCUCCUCCUACUAAAAUAUUAAACCAAUAUUUAAAGCAGAAUACCACAUGAACGAAUCCUGGUACUUUAAACAUUAACUUCUUGCUUCAGUUUUGGAUUUUUUUGUUAUUGGGGUUCAUGUAAACAUUCAUUAUCUGAGCAAGAUAAGCUAAUGCUGCUAAAGGUUCUGGCAGAAAGGAUGCAUGAGAACAGUGAAAAUUGUUUUUUAAUGUGUAAUUCGGGAAUUGGUAGCAUUUCCACCUGUCCUGUACUAAAGCAUUUUUUAAAUUUUUUUUUAACAAUGGCAAACUGCCUUGCUGAUGAGGGUAAAUGAAGCCAUGCUGUGAAAUGCUAGGAGUCAGCAGUGCUGAGAGGCAGUGUGCAUUAAGGCACAGUAGUUGUGAACACUGAGCUGUCCUUCUGGGACCCCAGGCAAAAUGAUGUAACUGAGUGAAAAAGCUCUGUAGAAAUAAAUCUCUUCUCCUUCCCCAUUUGUUCUGUUGUGGUGUCAUUGAUGCAAUACUUUAAUUGGACUCAGGCUUGACACUUUUUUAGUCCUGGAGCGGAGUUGCAUUGUAUGAAAAGAACUCUGCGAUAAAAGCUGGAGAAACUGAAGUUUUGUUUUACAGCUCCACAUGUGUGCUUCAGCAUUACUCAGGAAGCUGAACUUGUGGGGUAAGUUAUGCAGUCAGUAGUUUAUGAAAGGUUCUAGUUGCCCUUUCCAAAUAAUUAAUUUCUGUGGACUUGUGAAAGUUUUAGACAGUCAUCUGUUUCUCUCUCUCAUAUGGGUAUCUAUGAUUGAUAGACUUUCAGCAUCUUGGUAUCUGAGCUUCUUGUUUUUCUCAUGUAAAGUGCAAUGGACUAAGAUUUAAAUUGUUCUUUCUUGGUUAAUUGUGACUGACUCAGCAGGUAUAGAUUUGUUCUUGAUUUCUGGAUUAAAAAUCAGAGUAGACUUUUGGUAUUUGUAUUGGACAGCAGAAGUAUAUCUCUAUUUCCUGGGAUGUACAUGUUUUGUGCUCAUGCUGUCUCCAUUCUGUAAAGUGCUUUGGGAUUCGCAUGUCAGAGAAAUCCCAUACUAAGGUUUAUGGUAGUUAUGUUUUAGCAGAAAGAAAUAAAAAGAGAGAGAAUCCUGUUGAGUAGACAUACAUGAUAUGUGCUGCACAGGUAACAUGAGCAUGUGAGCUGUACAAACAACUGGGAUGUUCAGUCCUCAGUGUACUGGGUGCUUCUGCAACAUAAUUGCUAGAAAUGUUCACGGCUCACUUCCACCCAGGGCCAUGACAGCAGUGAGAGGGAAGGGUGGAUAAGAAACAAGGAUGUUUUAAAAGAAAUAUAUCAGAAUUUUUCAAUUUAAAUUAAAUAUAUAUUUUUAAAAAAUACAUGUAAUUAGGUAAAUUUGAAAUUGAUAAUCUAUGUUAAGGCCUAAACUACUUGUUAUAUUUUUAAAUUAAAUACAAAAAAUAUUAAGCAGUGUAUGUUUGCUGCUGAGUUUCAAAGAAAGUCAGACUCACUGAACGGUUGUAAGUAUCUGGAACCAAAAUUUGUUGAAGUGCUAAACCAGAUUUUGAGAGCAGAUAGCCUCUCCUGCAGGUGCAAGAGAGUAACUUUUUAAAUGUUAGUUUAUUCAGCUAGUUCAGUUCAAUAGCUAGUUCAGUCAAAGUUAAGAAGGAAAAAGCAGGAAAACUUGUCUUCCUCUCCCAAUCUAGGAAUAAAAAUCAGGUAUAAGAAGAUGAGAUCUACUGGUUCUAAAAUCUUGAAUGACAUGGUGACCAGAAACACUCAUUUCCAUUCACUAACUACAGAUAAUGCGUCCUUUACAUCAGCUAGUUUAAAAUGCAAAACAUUAUUGAUAAACUUUUUUUUCUUACGUAUCCGGUACAUUUAAGAUAGUUCUAUUUAAAAACAAAAUUUAAAAUGCUGUUUUUGUUUGUGCAUUUUAAGUGAAUUCCAAUCAACCUCCAAAAGGAGCUUGACACAAAUCACAAGUUAAAAAAAAAAGUAUCUAGUAAAUAAGAAAACCCCCAUUUACCAUUUUCUAACAUAAUAAAAAGGUAAAAAUUAAGAAUCUCCAUACAUGUAAAUUAAGCUGUAUAAUUGCUUAAAUAAGUGUGUGUAGAUAUAUUGUAUCCCAUGGUUAGCAAAAAGAAGUACCAAAUUUAGUACACAGGUUGCAUUCAGUUGCAAGUCAACAUUGUUUUAAUUUUUACAACCAAUGAGAAUCAACCUGUCUUGAGAAAAAUAACUAAAAAAUACCAAUGUGAAACACAUCUAAAAUUGAUGAUUUAAAUCAAUCCACCCUGGUGCAAGGAUCACUUCCAUCCACCUUCUUUCCCCGGGCUCCUGGUAACCUGAACUAAUGGAUGUAAACAAAAUGUGUGUGUGUGUGUGUGUACGUACACACCUCACUGAAUUCUAGAAGAAAGGUCUCCUGGCAUGGUCCUUUGUUAAACUCCUUUUCAGGCUGUGCUCAAACAUUUGUGUCCUGUACUGAAUUGUGGGAAGAGCACAUAUAUGACUAAAUGUACAUGUAUCAACAAUACACUCUGCAAAGAGUAACUGCUGUUUGGUAACAUUUACAAGAUGAUGGAGAUGGGAAACCGGUCUUAAUUUUCAGCCUUGGGGUUUAAUGUGCUAGUCAGUCAGUGCACCGAAAAUUUAAAAAUGUAGGUGAUGUCAGCAGCUAGGCCAUAUGACCGAUAUUCAAGACAGCUUAACUUCUAAAAAAGACUCCUCUUGGCUACCAUAAAAUUGAGAUGUUGGAAUCUGGGAUCCAAAUGGUCCUUGGGCAAGAUUCCAGUUGGAAGAUUUUACUGACCUUGGAUCUGAUUAAUUCCUGAGGAUGGCAAGUAAAGGGCCUACGGCGUCUACAUCCACUGAAAACUCCAGUACUGGAGGGACCAGUGGCAGCAGCAGUAGUAAUGGUGCUGGGGACAAUACUAAUCAGGACAGCACUUUUGAAUGCAACAUCUGUUUAGACACUGCCAAGGAUGCGGUUAUCAGCCUGUGUGGGCACCUCUUCUGUUGGCCUUGUUUACACCAGUGGUUAGAGACCAGGCCAAACAGGCAGGUGUGUCCAGUAUGUAAAGCAGGAAUCAGUCGAGAUAAAGUUAUUCCUCUGUAUGGAAGGGGUAGUACUGGGCAGCAGGACCCCAGAGAAAAAACUCCACCACGACCACAGGGACAGAGACCUGAACCAGAGAACAGAGGGGGAUUCCAGGGCUUUGGGUUUGGAGAUGGUGGCUUCCAAAUGUCAUUUGGAAUUGGGGCAUUUCCCUUCGGUAUAUUUGCCACAGCAUUCAACAUAAAUGAUGGGCGGCCUCCACCAGCUGUUCCAGGGACUCCCCAGUAUGUGGAUGAGCAGUUCCUAUCUCGUCUCUUCCUGUUUGUGGCUCUGGUGAUCAUGUUCUGGCUGUUGAUUGCAUAACUGCUCUAUACCCUGUAUAUUCUUGGUCAUCAGGGUCUCUGAACUAGUUAAAAACUGCUCCCCCAUCCCACUUUAAACUUUUUGGUGUCUGGUUCCAUAGCUAAUCACAGGUUCCAGGAAUCAGUGGUGCCACAGCGUAUUGAGGAAUUUCGCAUGUUGCAUCAGAACCUUGGAAUUAAAUAACAGUUAAAAAGCAUGUCUUACCUCAGCCAUGUCUCAUACCGCUGGUAUCCAGAUACAACCAUGGACCUAGCUUUGAGCUUCACUCUCAAAAGGGAGCGUUGCUUUGAAAUCCUGUGCCAAUCAGCUAGGCCAGGUUUAUGUGGAAGACACUGGUACUGAAGGAGUGUGGGCGGGUGAGGAAAGGAACCUACUGCAUUGUUCAUCAGUAUCACGUGUGUAACAUCCAUGAUGGGAACGAAAUGCAUCAGUUGAAGUUCCAGAACAUUCUUUAAUCUUUUUAUAUCAAAGUCCAGUUCUUGCCAGGAAAUACCUUGCAGCACUAAUAAGACUUCUUUGGGAGGGCAUCUGCCUGAAAAUGGAAUCAGCUUUGGAGACCAGUGUUCUAUACCUGCUGUUACUCACCAGAGUUGUGAAAAGUCCAUGGCACUUGAAUGGCUGUAACAGGAGGGGUUAAGAAACUUCAGCCUAAAAUUGUAAAAUAAUCUGACUUUUCUGGAGCUAGACUCUUGAAAAUUCUCUCAUCAUGGGAUUGGGUAGGGUUGUUGGACAGUAGAGUACCUGUCUGGCCACAUGCAGUGCCGUUCCUCAGUGACAAAGCAGUGUUUGUUUUUCUUGGGUUUGUGCAGCUGUCUUUGGCUUUCCUCAUGGAUAGUACCUUCAUAACUCUAUUGCUGUAGCUGCACUCACUCCUUCUUCCAAAGUUGUGAGACUUCCAGGACUAUUGUGUACUCUGAAUAAAAUAAUUUUACAGAUCUGAGAUCAUCUUGUUUCGGGGGAGAGGCCACAAUGGGGAUUUAUUAAGUGAGUUGUGAGGUUAACUUUUCAAACACAUUUAUUUUGGCAAACAAUGAAAUCUAAACUUGCCUAGCAGGUGCCACUGUAGGGAAUAGUGUAAGACCAUUGCCUGUAUGGUAGUGCACAGCUGCUUCCAGCCUAUAAGGAAUAGCUGUAGUGCACGAGCUGCUGCAGGUUUACCAAAGAUAAUAAUUUGAAGGACAGGAGGUUACAAAUAUUUUUGUGCCUGGAGGAGGAUGUUGCAGAAGGUGUGCCCACAACUCUGAAAGCUUUUAUGGAAUUCUGUUAGGUAUAAAGCUUUAAAAAGUGUUUCUGAUUGAUUCUCUGGAUCCACAGUACCUGAAAUAUGAGGGAUUUUUUACCUCUGUUUGACUUUCUUCUAAUUUUAACUGGACACUUUCAAAAGGAUUCUCUUCUGUCUUUAUUUUGAGAUACUGUUUCUUUGACUCAGAUCACUAAUAGUCAGAGACUAACCUGUAGAGAGGCUUUUUGUGACUUCCUGGACAAUAAAUCAUGAUAUUUGACAAAACAAAUCAAUAUAUAGAAACUCACUGACUUGCUUCAGGAGCUAGGCUUUUUCUCAUGUACAAGGAUGAAGUACCUAGACAGGACAACCAUGAGCAGUAGCAAUGAAACUUGCUUGCCUAAACACAAACUGUUCAUCCACCUGUAGCAUGAUGGUGUGGGAGAAGCAGGUAGGAGUUUUGUUUGCCUACCCCAAAAGUCUCCUAAGCAAGCAGGAUUUUGCAAAGCUGGCUUCUGCAAUAGUUUACCUCAUCCAUCAUAUACCAAGAUGCAAGAUCUGGUUGAGUAUAGGUAAUUCAAGUGCUGCUUGAACAGUAUAGGCACUUUGGGAGCUUCAUCCCUUCUAAUUGGCUUCUGUAGUGCAUAUUUUGGAAAUUAAGUGCAUUUUUAUCAUCAGCUGGCCAUAUUAUGAAGCUUUUUCAGUGCCUUGAUGUUUUAUUGAGAGGCAGCUCCACCUGCUGGUGAAAAGGGAACGUUCAUCUGCUAAUGUAAAAGGGAUUUUAUUUCCUUCCCUUCUACCAUUAUUCUGAGAAUCUGCUAUGCUAGGAAAGAGAGCGUGUUCUUCCGGAAGUAAUCUGGUAUGAAGAUUAUUUCUUCAAAGCUUUUAUCCUUUGGAGAUGACAGUGAGAAAUUCAGCUGUAACAUGAACAAAAGAGGUAUUAAACCAGACUUAAUAAAAAAAAUUUUGUUUUUAAAAUAUAAAAUUUUAAGCUUAUUUUGCCAGUUGCUCUUGAGAAGCUGAAGGGGUGAAGACUGAAGUGGCUGCAAUGACAGAAUUUAGAGUAAUUAGUUUCCUGGCAAUCCAAGAAUGAGAUAGUUUAAGUGUUAAUGCUUCUGAUUUUCUUAGUGUGCAUUUUGUAUUGUAUCAUUUUCCCCUCCCUUGUAUUCAGACUGCACAUGGCCUGCAGUUAGAGAAAGAUGGCACAUACAGUGCAACCCUUUACUGUUCACUAAUUUUCACUGUUGUGAAAGUGAUUUAGAAUAAAAAAUGGUUUUACAUUGA
Molecule: messenger RNA, 10224 nt
Organism: Chrysemys picta bellii (western painted turtle)
Lineage: Eukaryota; Metazoa; Chordata; Testudines; Emydidae
Gene: RNF185
Product: ring finger protein 185
Biological process (GO): ubiquitin-dependent protein catabolic process
Cellular component (GO): endoplasmic reticulum
Molecular function (GO): metal ion binding; ubiquitin protein ligase activity; ubiquitin-like protein conjugating enzyme binding
Source: RefSeq, a predicted model, not a curated record